CUUGACGGAGCGGCAGUGUUGUUUACAUCGUCAAAGAAGCGAGUCCACGACGGCCGACAUGGGACCCAAAGAUGUGUGUUUUUUGGCACUGAUUUGCCUUCUGGGCAUCACUGACGCUCAAGACAAACCUACACCCCUUGUAAUAUGGCAUGGAAUGGGAGAUACAUGCUGCUUCUUCUUCAGCAUGGGUCACAUCAAGAAGUUAGUGGAGGAACGCAUUCCUGGAAUAUAUGUCCGCUCAUUGAUGAUUGGCGAAAACAUCAUUGAGGAUGAAGAGCAUGGCUAUUUUGGAAAUGUAAACAACCAGGUGGAUGAAGUCUGUCAGAAGAUAGCAGCCGACCCUGAGCUCCAGGGAGGAUACCAUGCCAUGGGCUUCUCGCAAGGAGGCCAGUUCCUGCGUGCAGUAGCAGAAAGGUGUCCAAAACCAGCCAUGAAGAAUUUUAUCAGUGUUGGUGGCCAACAACAGGGUGUAUUUGGCUUUCCUCACUGCCCUGAGUUGCCACAGCAGUCACGCUUCUGUGAAUAUGUCCGCAGAGUGCUUAACUAUGGAUCCUAUGUAUCUUGGAUCCAGAGCUCAUUGGUACAGGCACAGUAUUGGCAUGAUCCUCUUCAUGAAGAUGAAUACCGCAAUGCAUCCAUUUUCCUGGCAGACAUCAAUAAUGAGGAGGUCAUAAACGAGUCAUACCGUGAAAACCUCAAAAAGCUGGAGAACUUUGUCAUGGUCAAGUUUGAGGAAGAUUCCAUGGUUGUCCCUCCCGAGAGUGAGUGGUUUGGAUUUUACAGUCCAGGCCAGGAUUCCGAGGUCUUACCCUUGCAGCAGACGCAGCUCUACAUCGAGGACCGUCUGGGACUGAAGGAAAUGGACGAAGCAGGAAAGCUCCACUUCCUUAGCGUUGCAGCUGAUCAUCUCAAUUUUGAUGACCAGUGGUUCCUGGAAGAGAUUGUUGAUAAGUUUGUGGUUUAAGGUCAUCUUGACUUUUAGUGCCUUUAAUUGGAUAUUUCUAUAACAGAUAACAUUGAUUCCAUUGUCUUUAUUCAGCUGUUUUUAUAUAGAUCAUUGUGAUUGCAGGACAUUUCCUGUGAAUACUCUUAGUGUUUUAUUUUUUUAUGAUAUUUCCUCUAAAUUUUUUGCUAAUUGAAUUAAUUUAAUAUUUGUACUCACAUACCAAGUUUGUUGUAAUAUAUCAAUUUGGCUUUACAGUGUAUCAUUUUAUUGAUAUAAAGGUCCAUUUAUAUUA
Penaeus chinensis is the source of this 1238-nucleotide messenger RNA. It is a transcript of the gene Ppt1, whose product is annotated as palmitoyl-protein thioesterase 1-like. Gene Ontology annotation, biological process: receptor-mediated endocytosis; protein depalmitoylation. Gene Ontology annotation, cellular component: lysosome. The coding region runs from base 59 to 964 and encodes 301 amino acids. NCBI's taxonomy places the organism in Eukaryota, Metazoa, Arthropoda, Malacostraca, Decapoda, Penaeidae. The record is from RefSeq and is a predicted model, not a curated record. The transcript has 7 exons. Gene Ontology annotation, molecular function: palmitoyl-(protein) hydrolase activity.